UCUAGACUGAUCCUGUAAGUGGGAAGGAAGCUUAUCCAAGGGCACUCAUGUAUGGUCACAUUACACGGCAGCGAUUCCAGCUCUCAGGUACACAGGCUCUGAAGCAGAGUUACAGUGUAUUGUGAGACUUUGCUUCUCACAUAUUUCUUUCUGAAAAGUUUGAGGCGAGAAAAAAAUGGAAUGCAGGAAAAGCUAUUUUAGUAUGCUUUUUAAACAAAUAUCAAGUAUAGGCUGCUCAGAAAUAAAAGCAUGGUGUCUCGGAAGAAUCCCUAUCUUGGAGUGGGCUCCCAAGUACAACCUCCGAAAGAACCUGAUUCCUGACUGCAUCUCCGGAACCAUGCUGACAGUUCACCAAGUGGCACACGGCCUGGCUUUUGCUGUGAUGUCAUCGGUUCACCCAAUGUUUGGAUUAUAUGGGUCUGUGUUUCCACCAUUGAUCUACGCCAUAUUUGGCAUGGGCCGACAUGUUUCCACAGGUACUUUUGCUAUCACAUCCCUGAUCUCUGCUUCAGCUGUUGAGAGGCUUGUUCCUUGGAACAAUGGCACUGCCACUAAUGGCUCAUUGGGAGAUAUGGCUAUAUCUGAUUUUGAAAUGCAACGAAUAGGAGUUGCUGCAGCUGUAACCUUCCUAGGUGGAGUCAUACAAAUGUCAAUGUCUUUGCUGCAGUUGGGGUGUGCCACUUUUCUCCUCUCAGAGCCUGUAGUCAGUGCAAUGACAACAGGAGCAGCGACUCACGUGGUGACGUCACAAGUCAAGUUCCUGCUAGGAAUGAAGAUGCCUUAUAUAUCUGGACCAUUAGGGAUGUUCUAUAUUUAUAUGUACGUUUUCAAAAACGUCAACAUGAUCCAAGUAUCAGCGCUGUUGUUGUCUCUUCUGUCUCUCACAGUGCUGAUUCUAACAAAAGAGCUGAAUGAGAAGUAUAAAAAACAGAUCAAGUUUGUCAUUCCUAUCGACCUGAUACUAAUGUCUGUAACCUCCCUUGCUUGUUAUUUUGCCAAUAUGGAAGAGGAUUACAGCAUUGAAGUCAUUGGAUUUAUUCCAAAAGGAAUUCCUCUUCCUCGGGCCCCAACAAUGGAUGUGCUGCACCAGGUUGUGGUAGAAGCCUUCAGCAUUGCAUUGGUUGGAUACACAGUUUCCAUAUAUCUUGCUUACAAUUCAGCCAGAAGGUUCAAAUACUCUGUUUCUGAAAAUCAGGAGCUUUUUGCCCAUGGACUCAGCAAUAUCAUUCCAUCUUUUGUCUUCUGUAUACCAAAUGCAGGAGCUCCAGCCCGGACAUUUCUGCUAUAUAAUAAUGGGUCACAGACACAGGUUGCCUGUUUGGUAUCGUGCUUCCUUGUCCUCCUGGUCAUUUGUUUCUUAGUACCCUUAUUAUACUGGCUACCAAUGUGUGUUUUGGCAAGUGUCAUUAUUGUUGGAUUGAAAGGGAUGCUUAGACAGUUCCAAGAUUUGAAGAAAUACUGGAAUGUUGAUAAAUUUGAUUGGGUAAUAUGGAUUUGCACCUAUGUGGUAACAAUCUGCUUUGCUGCAAAUAUUGGUUUGCUGUUUGGUGUUGUCUUUAAUAUUGCAGUAGGAGUAUUUCGAUUAACCAAAGCAAGGACACUGCAGCUCGUACAUUUAAAUGAGGAUUUCAGCUCAACAAGUGAAGACGAUCAUGGUGACUAUAAAGUGGUAUCUAUUGGUUCACCACUGUUAUUUCUCACUGCCAAGAAAUUCUGCAGUGAUAUCCAGAAAGUGAACCAGAAACCUAGAACAGCAAGGGAGUCCAAUCAGCACAAUGGAGACAUUUUACUAAUUCCAGUGUCUAAUGAAAGCUGUGGUGGAAUGAGCCCAGAUGGAGGAAGCAGAAAGACUUUGAUUUUGAACUGCAAAGGCAUUUCCUUUUUUGAUUUUACGGGAGUCUCUUCUCUCUCUCAGAUUUGCUCAGAUCUAAAAAAGCAGGGAACAGAUGUGAUGUUCUUAGGCUGCUGUGAAUCUCUAAGGAAGUCCCUUCAUUACUGCAACUGUGGAGCGGAUGAGCAGAUUUUCUUUAACUCUCUAAAGAGUGCACUGCAUGUCAUAAAAAAGGACCAUGGACCAAAUUCAGAGGGACUUGAAUUACCCGUCAUAUAGGACCUUAAGAGGCACUCUGUACGACUAAAGAUUUUUUUGUAUUUUUUUGUAUUUUUUAUUUUAUUUUUCUCUAUUUUUGCUUUGAAAUACGUAAUUUAGAUGCAUUUAAUCAUUUACUGGCUAAACUGAUGCUAGGAAUAUAAAUCUCUUUAGAUAUGAUUUACAAGACAACCUGCCAUGUACCAGACAUAAAUAUUACUGUUAAUUAUGUCAUGCAGAAGAGAGAAAAAUUCUUAACUCUUAAUUAUGGCUGUCUAUUCAGACUUGUGAGCCUUGGCUACACAGGUACAUGGUAUCUUUUCUGUUGCACAGCUAAACGUGCUCCCCUGGUGCUUACACAAUGGACUUCCAAUGCCUUUCAUCAUCGCCACAUUCUGCAGAUUGUACAGUGCUUUGUUUUUUUGUUUUUUUAAACUCUAGACAAUACUUUUUGUUUUAAAUUUGGAUAGAGUGGUGAAGGAUCAAAACCUGUGGCAGGCUUUUAUUGUUGUGUUCCUAUUUUCUUGAUGGAAAGAUUUUUCUUCACUUUCUGUUUUAAAAAGUGGAAAUUAGUGGACAUCUUCCAAUCCAUAAUAAGGGGAAAUCCCAUGUUUACACCUUUCACUGGAACAAGUAUCCCCGGUGGAAGAAUUCCCCCCAUCUCCUGUUCUGAGUAAAACUGUAGAAUUUUUCGAGUUAACUUCACUUUUAUUGCAGUACAAAUGGUCACAAUAAUAAAUAUUGAGGAUGGAUAACUUCAAAACAUAAACAGCAAUAAAAACCUGUAAUGCCAUGUACACACAAUCGGAUUUCUGAUGGAAUAAAAUCCGAUGGAUUUUU
Rana temporaria (common frog) is the source of this 2929-nucleotide messenger RNA. RefSeq names its product solute carrier family 26 member 7 (gene SLC26A7). The transcript has 18 exons. Lineage: Eukaryota; Metazoa; Chordata; Amphibia; Anura; Ranidae. Gene Ontology annotation, molecular function: sulfate transmembrane transporter activity; bicarbonate transmembrane transporter activity; oxalate transmembrane transporter activity. The record is from RefSeq and is a predicted model, not a curated record. Bases 176 to 2110 code for a protein of 644 amino acids. Gene Ontology annotation, cellular component: membrane. Gene Ontology annotation, biological process: transmembrane transport.